UAAAUAUACCAUUUUCCUUAUCUGUAAUUCGUAAUCAAUUUGAUAUAUAAUCAUUCUUGGCUAUUUUCCCUAAAACCUCAAGAUCUGCAAUUGGUCCACCAAAGAGAACCAAACCAUUUUUGCAGAUUCUCCGGUACAAAUUACGGAAACAGUGUUUGUGUUAAUAUCUACAAUGUUAAAUGACCAAAACACCCUCGCUUUCUUCAUCCCACACCUCUACUACAUUUGAAAUCCCCCCAACAUUCUUCCUCUGUUGCUCAAACUAGUUUCCCUCGACACUCAAAGUGUAUAAAGAAGCUACAGUGAGUUUUGUGAUGGCGGGUGAGGAGAAGCAGACUCUUACUCCAAAAGAGAUUAUACAUCAGAAGUUUGGUGAUAAAGCAAUUUAUAGAAUUGAGGAAGUUCAUGUUUCUUCGAAUGAAUGCCUCUAUCGUUGCCACUUGCAGCUACCAGAAUUUUCUGUUGUAUCAAAUGUCUUCAAGAGAAAAAAGGAUUCCGAACAAUCCGCUGCAGAAUUGGCUCUCGAGAAGUUAGGAAUUCAGUCUCAGGAUGAUGAUGAUGAUGAUAUAACUGUGGAUGAAGCUUGGAAUGAUAUCGUUGAACGCAUUAAGUAUAUAUUUUCUGAUGAGUUUCUUUCAGCUGAUCAUCCUCUGGGAGGUCACCUUAGGGCGGCAUUGCAAAGGGAUGGUGAACGUUGUGGAUCACUUCCUGUUUCUGUUAUUGCGACAUUUGAUGCAAAGAUUAACAGUCGCUGUAAAGUGAUUGAUCCUUCUGUGGACUCAGAUCCUAUCUUGCUCAUGUCCUAUGUCAUGAAGGCUGCAGCAAAGUUGCCAGACUACAUUGUCGUGUCUCCGCAUGUAGAUUCUCUACGAAGGAAAAAGCCAUACUCUCCAGCAAUUAUAAAAGCUCUGGCUACUCAUGUGAAAAGCAUAAAAGUUGAGGCUGUGCAUAUACAAUGUACUGUUGGCGGUGAAGAAGUUGUUAAGCCAGUCACUCUUGAUAUUUCAUCAGGUCGGUAUUACUUGGAUAUUAUUGCUGAAAAGCUUGGGUUGAAGGAUGGCAGCCAAGUGAUGAUAUCAAGGACUAUUGGCAAAACUUCCUCUGGCUAUGAGUGUAGAGUAUACGCUGCCAUGCCUAAGUUGAAGUCUUUCGAUAAUUCAUGGAAAGCCCGUGAAAAACGUCCAAUUAAUGAAUCAUUACAUCUUGAAAAGUCUCGGAAUGCAAAAGCAAGUUUUGUUUGUGGUCUUGAUGUUCACGGUGAUGCGAUUGUGGCAUCUGUUGGUUACCCAUGGAGGUCCCAUGAUCUUGAACAUGAUGGUGUAACCUUAAAGUCGUUUUACAGGAUAUGUUGCGGUAUGUCUCCUAUUGGAAUCUAUAAACUAUCCCGAGAAGCAAUAAUUGCUGCGCAGUUGCCUUUUUCAUUCACUACAAAGUCUACUUGGAGAGGUCCAUUCCCCAGGGAGAUUCUCUGCAUGUUCUGCCGUCAGCAACAACUAGCAGAACCCAUUUUUACUUUAUCUACUGCUCCUGUGAAACCAAUGUCUUGCAUAUUAAGAUCCUACCAGAAGUUGAAAGACUCUGAAUCUGAUGAUAGCGAAUAUCAAUAUGUGAGCAAGGGAAAAGAGGAGAUACCAGAAUCAGGGACUGGAUAUAGAUGUGAAGUGAAAAUUCUCUCAAAGUCCCAGGAUUUGGUUUUAGAUUGCACGUCGAAAAAGUUCUAUGAGAAGGAAAACCAUGCUAUUCAAAAUGCUUCAUUGGAUGCCCUCUCAUGGUUAAGUAGGCUUUUCGACGAGGGGGAUGUGGACCCACUGCAAACAUGUUAUACAAGUGAACACCUGGAUAUGGUAUUUCAACAGAGGAUCUUGAUGAAAGAGGCUGUUCCAAGGGGACAUUUCCGAAAUAUAGACGAAAGGAAUGAAUACGAGGACCAAAUUCGUAUUCAAUCCAUAACAAAGGGUUCCUUGGUUAGCAUAUGCUAUUCUGUGUAUUUGGAUGUAGAUGCUGAUUUUUCGAGUGAUGGUAAAUCUAGAAAAGAACUCAUCGAAAGCAAUGAAGAGAUAGAGUUCGAGGUGGGGAAUGGUUCUAUGAAUCCACAUCUUGAAUCAGUUGUUACUCAGCUGGCUGUGGGCCAAUAUGCUCGUUUUUUAACUGAUGCGCCUGCUGAAGACUUGUUUGUGACUGCUGCCACUGGAACCCAGAGAGAUCGUUCAGAUAUCGCAGGUUUUGAAUACUGUGUACGUUUGUUGGGAGUGAAAGGGCCAACAGAAAAACAAAUUGAGGCGGAUUUUUUCAAACCUUCACUUUCAAAACAGCGUCUUGAAUAUGUAGUGAAACAUAUAAAAGAAUCGUCAGCUUCUACUCUGGUUGACUUUGGAUGUGGAUCUGGAAGUUUACUAGCCUCUUUACUUGACUAUCCAACUUCACUUCAAACCAUUGCUGGCGUUGACAUCUCACAGAAGGGUCUUGUCCGUGCUGCUAAGAGGCUACAUUCAAAGUUAAACAAGGGAGCUUGCAACCUCAAAUCUAUUAUACUCUAUGAGGGCUCCAUCCUCAAGUUUGAUUCCAGGCUGCAUGACAUUGACAUCGGCACUUGCUUAGAGGUUAUUGAACACAUGGAGGAAGAUCAAGCCUGUCAAUUCGGGAAAACAGUUCUAAGCUUGUUUCGCCCGAAACUUCUCAUUGUCUCCACACCAAACAUCGAGUACAACAAAAAUUUCCACAAGUCUGCUCCUCCAAACCACCUAAAAAACAGAUCCAUGUCACAGCUACCUAAAUUCAGGAACCAAGACCACAAGUUCGAAUGGACAAGGAAACAGUUUAAGCAGUGGGCAUCUAAGCUCGCUAAACGCCAUAACUACAGCGUCUACUUUAGCGGUGUUGGUGAGUCUGGUAAAGCAGAUCCCGGGUUUGCUUCUCAGAUUGCUGUUUUCAGACGGAAAUCUUUGUCCAACGUUGUGGAGAAGGUCUCAGAAGGCUCGAUGCAGCCUUAUAAAGUCAUAUGGGAAUGGUCAAGAGGAAAUGGAGACAAAAAGACUAAUCUUUCAUAAGAGUAUCAACCAGAAUAGACUAGUGUCCUUUUUUCUUUCUGUUCUUUUUGAGUUUGUAUGUUUUAUCACUUGUCCUAGUUCUGAAAUCUCCAUGUUUCUUCCUUAUCACACUCUUGUUUUUGGUAAUAUAUUAGUGUUAUGCAUAA
Messenger RNA from Arabidopsis lyrata subsp. lyrata, 3193 nucleotides. Its product is annotated as small RNA 2'-O-methyltransferase. Gene Ontology annotation, molecular function: RNA methyltransferase activity; O-methyltransferase activity; S-adenosylmethionine-dependent methyltransferase activity. Gene Ontology annotation, cellular component: cytoplasm; nucleus. Gene Ontology annotation, biological process: siRNA processing; piRNA processing; RNA methylation. Bases 315 to 3047 code for a protein of 910 amino acids. The record is from RefSeq and is a predicted model, not a curated record. The transcript is spliced from 10 exons. Lineage: Eukaryota; Viridiplantae; Streptophyta; Magnoliopsida; Brassicales; Brassicaceae.